Hansenula ciferrii is the source of this 318-nucleotide messenger RNA. RefSeq names its product Tmh11p (gene TMH11). NCBI's taxonomy places the organism in Eukaryota, Fungi, Ascomycota, Saccharomycetes, Phaffomycetales, Wickerhamomycetaceae. The coding region runs from base 1 to 318 and encodes 105 amino acids. The transcript is spliced from 2 exons. Gene Ontology annotation, cellular component: membrane. The record is from RefSeq and is a predicted model, not a curated record.
AUGUUUAGUAAAAAAAGAUCAAUUCCUUCAUUAGUUGCAGGUUUAACAUUUGCCACUGCAUUCGGUACAGCAGGAUAUUUAUUGAAAAAUAAUGCUGAUUAUGGUUUAGAAUUAGCUUUAGGUUCUUCAUCAUUAUUAUUAGCUGCUGGUAUUGCAAGAGGUAUUCCAGUUAAAUUUAGUAAACCUGUUCCAAUUGUUUUAACAGUUUUAGGUUUAUUAGCUCUUGAAGAGUUUGGAGUUGUAGUAGCACUAGUUGGUGAAACAUUUGGAAUAACAAAUGGUUUUGAGAUAUCUGAUGAUAAGACUAAGAAUUGUUGA